Neltuma alba is the source of this 1880-nucleotide messenger RNA. RefSeq names its product polyol transporter 5-like. Gene Ontology annotation, molecular function: transmembrane transporter activity. The record is from RefSeq and is a predicted model, not a curated record. NCBI's taxonomy places the organism in Eukaryota, Viridiplantae, Streptophyta, Magnoliopsida, Fabales, Fabaceae. The transcript is spliced from 3 exons. The coding region runs from base 76 to 1647 and encodes 523 amino acids. Gene Ontology annotation, biological process: transmembrane transport. Gene Ontology annotation, cellular component: membrane.
UCGGCGUUCUUCUCACCACUUCCUCUGUAAAUUCUCAGUCUCCCAGCCACUGAUACAUGAACUGAUUAAGAUAAGAUGGCAUCAGUUGAGCUGCCAGCAGCCCAGAAAAUGACAAGUUUAGCAGAUUUUGAUCCUCCCAAGAAGCCCAAAAGGAACAAGUUUGCUCUCGCUUGUGCUGCUUUGGCCUCCAUGACUUCCAUCUUGCUUGGCUAUGAUAUUGGUGUCAUGAGCGGAGCUAUUCUCUACAUAAGGAAAGACCUACACAUCUCGGACGAGAAAGAGGAAAUCCUCAUGGGGAUAAUCAACCUCUACUCUCUCAUAGGCUCCUACCUCGCCGGAAGAACCUCCGACUGGAUCGGCCGUCGUUACACCAUCAUCCUCGCCGCUGCAAUCUUCUUCGUCGGUGCUCUUCUCAUGGGCUUCUCCCCGAACUACGCCUUCCUCAUGUUCGGCCGUUUCGUUGCCGGCAUAGGCAUCGGCUACGCCCUCAUGAUCGCCCCCGUCUACACCGCCGAACUCUCCCCCACCUCCUAUCGUGGCUUCCUCACUUCCUUCCCGGAGGUUUUCAUCAAUUCCGGGAUUCUGUUUGGAUAUAUCUCCAACUUUGCAUUCUCCAGGCUGCCACUUUGGCUAGGCUGGCGGCUCAUGCUCGGAGUCGGCGUCGUUCCUUCGAUCUUGAUCGCACUAGGAGUGUUAGCCAUGCCGGAGUCGCCUCGAUGGCUGGUGAUGAAGGGUCGGCUCGGCGAAGCACGCCGAGUCCUUGAGCGAACUGCGGAUUCUGAAGAAGAGGCUCGGCUGAGGCUAGCCGACAUCAAGUCAGCGGCUGGGAUCCCCGAGAGCUGCAACGACGACGUCGUUCAGGUCAGCAAGCAGAGCACACGCAAAGGCGUGUGGAAGGAGAUGUUCAUUACGGCUACACCCGCCGUUCGACACAUCGUCCUCGCUGUCGUCGGCAUACACUUCUUUCAACAAGCCAUUGGCUUAGACUCCGUCGUUUUGUACAGCCCCACAAUCUUUGAGAAGGCUGGCAUCACAUCCGAUAGGCAAAAGCUUCUCGGAACCGUAGCCGUGGGAUUCACCAAGACGAUCUUCAUCUUGGUGGCCACGUUCUUGUUGGACCGGGUCGGGCGACGGCCGUUGUUGCUCAGUAGUUUUGGCGGUAUCAUACUCUCACUUUUUACUCUCGGCACGUGCCUCACGGUCAUCCAGCACUCGGAUACCAAAGUGAAGUGGGCCGUUGGAUUGAGUAUCGCCACAGUGUUAUCCUCCGUGGGGACGUUCUCGAUCGGGGCCGGCCCGAUCGCGUGGGUGUAUAGCACGGAGAUCCUUCCGUUGAGGCUACGCGCUCAGGGUGCGGCUAUGGGAGUCGUGGUGAAUAGAACGAUGAGUGGCGUGAUCUCAAUGACCUUUUUGUCCUUAUCGAAGGCCAUGACAAUUGGUGGGGCCUUCUUUCUGUAUGGAUCCAUUGCGGUCAUUGGAUGGAUCUUCUUCUAUACUCUCUUCCCGGAAACACAGGGCAAAACCCUCGAGGAAAUGGAGGGGUCUUUCGGUAAAUUCAGGGCGAAGCCAAGAAACGUGCCUAGAGCACCGAACUCCGACAAAGAUCGGGACAAACCCAUCCAAUUACAAAACAUGGAUCGAGUUUAAGGGCUUCUUUUUUUCUGUCAAAUGUAAGUUUUCUUUUCUUCUGUUUAAUAUGAUUACGAGAUAUGAUAAGCCUUGUGUGGCUGAAAAGAAAGUGGUCCGAUCGAGUGGCUAAAAUUUGAUAAUCAUAUAUGGUGAUGUGUAAUGGGCAUUAAAACCAUGCCUUAAAAAUAAUUAAAAGUCAUCUAAUUACGUUUAUCAAUCACGUUAAUAACGAAAAGGGUUAAAGCAGAUCA